Poeciliopsis prolifica (blackstripe livebearer) is the source of this 3416-nucleotide messenger RNA. It is a transcript of the gene dpf2, whose product is annotated as double PHD fingers 2. The transcript is spliced from 12 exons. Gene Ontology annotation, cellular component: nBAF complex. Gene Ontology annotation, biological process: nervous system development. The record is from RefSeq and is a predicted model, not a curated record. Bases 80 to 1324 code for a protein of 414 amino acids. Lineage: Eukaryota; Metazoa; Chordata; Actinopteri; Cyprinodontiformes; Poeciliidae.
CUUCUGCUUCAUCCGCCUACAAGUCCAGACAGGGGGCACUCAUUACCCGGCAGGCACUUUACCCGUGUUUUAAAGCAAGAUGGCAGCUGUUGUUGAGAAUGUUGUCAAACUAUUGGGAGAGCAGUACUACAGAGAUGCCUUGGAGCAGUGUCACAACUACAACGCCAGGCUGUGCGCUGAGAGGAGCGUUCGAAUGCCAUUCUUGGACUCUCAGACCGGCGUGGCUCAGAGCAACUGCUACAUCUGGAUGGAGAAGAGACACCGGGGCCCUGGCAUGGCUCCGGGUCAGCUCUACACGUACCCAGCCAGGAGGUGGAGGAAGAAACGGAGAACUCAUCCUCCAGAAGAUCCACGCCUCAUCUUUCCUCCUGUCAAAUCAGAAUUAGAUUUGGGGCUGAAGAAGGAUGUCCUGCUGUCGUCAGAUGGCAGCAGCUUGGAGGCCUUGCUGAAGGGGGAACCUCUGGACAAACGGACCCCGGCGGACAUCCGGGGGUCAGAAGAAGACUCCAAUCAGAGCGACUACACCGGCAGCCUGAACCCCUCCACCCGGAUUAGAAAGAGAAUUCUCGAGCCAGACGACUUCCUGGAUGACCUGGACGACGAAGACUACGAGGAAGACACGCCUAAAAGAAGAGGCAAAGGGAAAGGGAAGGGUCGAGGAGUGGGUAGCGGCAGGAAGAAGCUGGACACGGCAGCGAUGGAGGACAGGGACAAGCCCUACGCCUGUGACAACACUAUCAAACAAAAGCACAUUUCAAAACCUUCUGAAAGAGUCUGUGGGAAGCGCUACAAGAACCGCCCAGGCCUGAGCUAUCACUACGCCCACUCCCACCUGGCGGAGGAGGAGGGCGAGGAGAAGGAUGACCUGGAGAUGAACGAGUCGGCCCUCCCGCUGCCUGAGGAGCCAAAAACAGCUCCCAAAAAAGGCCCAGAUGGUCUUGCAUUACCUAAUAAUUACUGCGAUUUCUGCUUGGGAGACUCCAAAACCAAUCACAAGACGGGCCAAUCAGAAGAGCUGGUGUCCUGCUCGGACUGUGGACGCUCCGGCCACCCGUCCUGCCUGCAGUUUACUCCUGUAAUGAUGGCUGCUGUGAAGACGUAUCGCUGGCAGUGCAUAGAGUGCAAAUGCUGCAACAUGUGCGGUACCUCUGAAAAUGAUGAUCAGCUUCUCUUCUGUGAUGACUGCGAUAGAGGCUAUCACAUGUACUGCCUCAACCCGCCGAUGUCUGAACCUCCAGAAGGGAGCUGGAGCUGCCAUUUAUGUCUGGCCCUUCUGAAAGACAAGGCGUCCAUAUUCCAGAAUCAGAACGCACCCACGUCGUGAUGGCCGCUCCGUCGCCCACCCGUCCUGCAGCAUUACGGUGAACCCUUCAAGGUAUACAACGACCUCCUCCGUCCCCUUCACCAGGCGUCGGCGUGGGGGUGGAGUGUGCUCUGGAUCCAGGAGGAACGCCCGAUCAGACUGGCCUCAAUUAGCACCACAUUAUGACUGUUACACAGUUCCGGCCUUAGAUCCAGUCCAAUGGGUUUUUAUUUUCAUCCACUCGCCACAUUUAGCCAGUUUGGUAUCGUUUGUUUCAGAGACGUGUCAUAAACGGCCAAACUUCCACUUUGCGUUCAGCUUUUAUACCUAAAGUUGCUAAAGCUUCGUCUCUGUCCUGUAACGUACUGAUUUUAUGGAGUUUAAAAAGCUUGAUCAUGGUGAAAAACAAAUACAUUUUAUAAUAUUUAUAUAUUUCUAUGGUAAAGAUUAUUAUGUAUGUAAAGCUUUGGGAAAAAAGGAACGACUGUGUUUAAUAUUAGCUAUCAUUUUAGGAGAAAGGCCACAACCACAUGAUUUUUGUGGCACUUAGUGGAUUUUUGAUCCACCUGAUGCAGUCAAAGGGAUUCACUGCGACUGUAAAGGGUUCAACGUCUUCACAAUAAAAACAAACAGGAAGUACAAAUAGAAUCCCUCUGAUGUUUCUCAGCGUGGCUCCACAGGCUGCGCCGCUUCAAACAUGGCAGGUUGGACCUUUAUCUCUCGGGUCAAUCGUCAUGGUGACGCACCGACGCGUGCACAUGCCUCAUAUUGUCCUAUUUUUGUGAUGUAGUGACUUAUUUCAAAACUUUUCCCACCGUUUGUGACAUAUUCUGUACUAUUUAAAAAACAAAUUUGUUUCAAAAGGUUAAAGAGUAAAAUAGCAAUAACUUGUUUGCACACCCUUUGACCUUUUGCUCCAGUUUUAAUAUCAAAUCUUGUGUGUACAUUGAACAUCAGUUAAGUCUGAAUUUGGUCUAAACGACCACUAAGCUUUUUCCUUUAAAGAAAAUGACCUACCUCCAUGUGGGAGAAUGUUCUGGUCUGAUGAAGCAGCAUGUAAACUCCUGGGUUGUGUUUGGACCAAACACAUCAUGAGGAUCCUUAGAAAAUUACAAUCUCAUAAACACCACAAACCUUCGGAUGUCUGAUCAAUGGCUUCCUCUCAAUCUCAUAUAUUUGGAGAAUGUUUGGCAAUUCAAGAUGUCUUUACUCCUACUGAUGAUGUCUGAAGACAGGUUUUAGAUCAAAUGGUAUUUAGUUGGAGAGUGUGCAAACGGUUGUAACCAGGUUAUUGAAGCUUUCCUUUCUUCUUUUUUCUAAAUUCAGUUCCCGUCUUAAUCAGAGGGAAAAAUGCUCAUGGUCUCAUAUUUUAAUGUCACAAAAAACCUGUCAUUGUUACUCCGCUGUGUCAACUCUGCAGCCUGAAGUGUCCCAAUUCCGAUUUAUUUAUUUAGCUGUAAUGCAACCUGUAUCUGAUCUUUUCAUGAUAAUGCAAGUCGGCUUUUGUUCGAAUACAACCCCGGCCGAUACGUAUCCGAUUCAAAUGUGACCUGACAUUCAAUUCAUCCGACUUGAAUGUCACUGAUAUGUGGGAAGAAAAACAACCACCCCGGAGGACUAUAAUGAGGAUUAAGUUGUUAAUAUGCUUCAAACUUCAAAUGUGUAAACUAGGCUCCAUCACUAGCAUCCAUGUUUACUUCCGCAAACGCUGAGCACUUCCUCUUCUUUCUACAGCGAUUGUCAAAACACUGAGCACGCUGUCGCUAUUGCGCCCUCUACUGCGCAUGCCAGGCACUUUCAGGUCGUUUGCUGUUCACACUGGAGAUCCCAUACUGAUCACACAUAUUUGGAAGAGUGAACGGUCAUGGCAAAAAAAUAAAUAAAAAAUAAUUAUCUGAAUAAGCAAAAAAAUCAGAAUUGGGUCACUUGAAGCUGCAGUGUGAACACAGACUCGGUUGUGUCAAUGUCCGGGAGCCACUGUCUUGUCUGUCCUUAACUAAGGGACUGCACCUGAGGACUGCACCAAACAUACCCAUGCUCCGGUCAUAACCAUGACAAAAACUAAACCCUGUUGUUGUCUGCUGCCUAAUAAAGGGAAUAUUGCUGUGUUUUA